AAGGUCGUGCCGUCGGCCGAGUGCCGCGCAGUGCCAUGCUGCACCUGAAGCGGCGUCAAGCGGCGUCAAGCGGUGUGAAGCGGUGUGAAGUGACGUGAAGCUGUGUCAAGUGUCGUGAAGUGGUGUGAAGUGCGCUAGGGCGGCGUGAAGUGGUGUGAAGCGGCGUGAAGUGUCCUGAAGCGGUAGCCACGAUGCGGCGCGUCGGUCUGCUCCUGCUGCUGGCGCUGGUUCACGAGGGCCGAACGAGCUGGGAAGAAUGGUGGACAUACGAUGGAAUUUCAGGGCCGGGCUUCUGGGGGCUCAUCAACCCCCAGUGGGGCCUCUGCAGCAAAGGUCGCCGGCAGUCGCCCGUCAACAUCGAGGCCGACAAGCUGCUGUUCGAUCCGCGGCUGCGGCCGCUGCACGUCGACAAGCACAAGAUAAGCGGCUCGCUGCACAACACGGGCCAGUCGCUCAUGCUGCGCGUCGACCAGGACUCCAAGCACCACGUCAACAUCUCGGGCGGGCCGCUGGCGUACCGCUACCAGCUGCAGGAGGGCUACAUCCACUACGGCACCCACGACGGCCAGGGCUCCGAGCACCGCGUCGGCGGCCAGGCCUUCCCCGGCGAGCUGCAGCUGUACGGCUUCAACGCCGAGCUGUACCACAACAUGUCCGAGGCGCAGCACAAGUCGCAGGGCAUCGUGGCCAUCUCCCUCAUGCUGCAGAUCGGGGAGACGCCGAACCCGGAGCUGCGGCUCAUCACGUCGGUGUUCAACAAAGUGCAUCACCGAGGUCAGACCACGCCCAUCCGCCACCUGUCGGUGCGCGCGCUGCUGCCCGACACCAACCACUACAUGACCUACGAGGGCAGCACCACGCACCCGGGCUGCUGGGAGACCACCGUCUGGAUCCUGCUCAACAAGCCCAUCUACAUCACCAGGCAGGAGCUGUAUUCGCUGCGCAAGCUGAUGCAGGGCUCCCCCGAGACCCCCAAGGCCCCCCUCGGCAACAACGCCCGGCCGCUGCAGCCGCUGCACCACCGCACCGUGCGGACCAACAUCGACUUCUUCCGCGAGCAGGGGAAAAACUGUCCGAGCAUGUACAGAGACAUGCACUACCAAGCGACUACCUGGGCCGACAACGAGAUCUUGUAGAAAGCUUACGAAUACCACAGAUGCCAUUCGUAGAGCAUCGACAAAGCAACGAUACAUAUCAAUACUUCCUGCCUACAGAAAAAAAUUGCUGCUCAAGAAAACAUAUCGUAGUGUACUUUUGGACAUUAGUUGUAGAAUGGAGUGUUUAGGAAACCAGACUGUGCUAAGAAAGUAUUAUUAUUCUAUAUAAGUUGGUCCUGGUACCAUCAAAAACGUUAUAUGCCAUAACUAUGGUUUCGUCGUCGUAGUGGAUGUAUCAUAUGAC
Thrips palmi is the source of this 1401-nucleotide messenger RNA. Its product is annotated as carbonic anhydrase-related protein 10-like. The transcript has 9 exons. Bases 192 to 1136 code for a protein of 314 amino acids. Gene Ontology annotation, molecular function: carbonate dehydratase activity; zinc ion binding. The record is from RefSeq and is a predicted model, not a curated record. Lineage: Eukaryota; Metazoa; Arthropoda; Insecta; Thysanoptera; Thripidae.